AUGGCAGAACCAAGUACUUCAAAUCAUCAGCAAAUGCUAGCCAUCACCACAUUGAGUAGUGGAAGAAUGGUCGACAAUCAUGUGCAAGAAAAGGUGGAUGAGCAAAUUGAGAUCCCACAAAAUCUGCAGAGGGACACGGGUAAGCAAGUAAACACUGAGGCUUCUUCUCCCUCCGCCCCCACUCCUGAGAUACUAUAUGAACCCCGAGUCCCAUUCCCAGAACGUCUCAAGGAACCUUCUCACUUCGGGAAGCAAGGAAAGAAAAUACAAGAUAUGAUGGAGGUCUUCAAACAAGUUAAAGUCAACAUCCCACUCCUUGAUGCCAUCAAGCAAGUACCUGCUUAUGCAAAAUUCCUCAAGGACUUGUGUACUCAGAAAAGGAAAACCAGAAAUAAUAUCCCCAAGAAAGUUCUUCUUACUGAGCAUGUGAGCUCCUUGAUUCAGCACAACACUCCUCCGAAAUUCAAGGAUCCUGGAUCCCCUACAAUUUCAUGUAUCAUCGGACAGACUGAGAUUGAUAAAGCACUCCUAGAUCUAGGAGUUGGUGUGAAUUUACUUCCCUAUUCAGUGUAUCAACAACUUGGCCUAGGGGAACUGAAGCCCACCACAGUGAUUCUACAGUUGGCUGAUCGGUCUGUUAAGAAACCAAGAGGGGUUAUAGAAGAUGUCAUCAUCCAAGUGGAUAAAUUUUUCUUCCCAGUGGACUUCAUCGUAGUUGAUAUCGAGCCCAUUCCCAAUCCUGAGAAGCUAAUUCCAGUCAUCCUUGGCCUUCCUUUCUUAGCCACUUCCAAUGCAUGCAUCAACUGUCGCACUGGAGUCAUGGAGAUCUCCUUUGGUAAUAUGAAAUUCAAGCUAAAUAUCUUCAAUGCAUUCCAGCAUGCACCUGAUUGGAAUGAGUGUUUCUUUGUGGACAACAUUGAAGAAUAUGUAGAAGAUUCACUCCCCAGUCUUUUGACAAGGGAUCCUUUGGAAGACUGCUUAGCUCACUUUGGCUUUGAAGACUUCAACACCAAUCAAUACAUUGAUGAGGUAAAUGCCUUGCUAGAGACAGCUGCCAGUGCAGAUUUUCAUCCAUGGAGACUACCCAAGGAACCCUUACCUCCAACUUCGAACACUUCUCCUGUUCCUUCCCUUGAGUCUCCACCAAAGCUUGAAUUGAAGCCACUACCAGACAAGCUCAAGUAUGCCUUCCUCGGCUCUAAUGAUACCUUACCGGUCAUCAUUGCUUCAGAUCUACAAAAGGACCAAGAUGACAGAUUAUUAGCAGUAUUGAAGAAGCAUAAAGAGGCUAUUGGAUGGACUAUAGUUGAUUUGAACCGCAUCAACCCCUCCAUCUGUUUGCACCGGAUUCAUUUAGAGGAAGAUGCUCGACCCUCCCGUGAGGCAUAG
Messenger RNA from Alnus glutinosa, 1389 nucleotides. RefSeq lists its product as uncharacterized. NCBI's taxonomy places the organism in Eukaryota, Viridiplantae, Streptophyta, Magnoliopsida, Fagales, Betulaceae. The transcript has a single exon. The record is from RefSeq and is a predicted model, not a curated record. Bases 1 to 1389 code for a protein of 462 amino acids.